Molecule: messenger RNA, 2156 nt
Organism: Castor canadensis (American beaver)
Lineage: Eukaryota; Metazoa; Chordata; Mammalia; Rodentia; Castoridae
Gene: Olig3
Product: oligodendrocyte transcription factor 3
Biological process (GO): positive regulation of transcription by RNA polymerase II; axon development; sensory organ development
Cellular component (GO): nucleus
Molecular function (GO): E-box binding; protein dimerization activity; DNA-binding transcription factor activity, RNA polymerase II-specific
Source: RefSeq, a predicted model, not a curated record
AGCACACACCAACUAGCUGUCCAGGAAAAAGCCUUAGCAGAGAGAGGGGAGCGGGGAGGGAGAGAGGCGGGGCAAGGCAGUGCCUCGGCUUUUCUUCUCACGUCUUGCAACUGUGAAGUGGGCUUCUGGGCUGUGCGGAUUUUUUUUUUAGAUUCAAGAUUCUCCUUAAUUUCCCGCUUAAAGCCUCCCCCACAGUAGGGCCGCAUCCCCUGUAAUAAAAUGAAUUCUGAUUCGAGCUCUGUCUCUAGCAGAGCUUCGUCUCCGGACAUGGAUGAGAUGUACCUGAGGGACCACCACCACCGCCACCACCACCACCAGGAGAGCCGGCUCAACUCAGUGUCGUCCACCCAGGGCGAUAUGGUGCAGAAGAUGCCUGGGGAAAGCCUCUCGCGGGCCAGCGCCAAGGCCGCGGGAGAGAGCAGCAAGUACAAAAUCAAGAAGCAGCUGUCGGAGCAGGACCUACAGCAGUUGCGGCUGAAGAUCAACGGACGCGAGCGCAAGCGGAUGCACGACCUGAAUCUCGCCAUGGACGGGCUGCGCGAGGUCAUGCCCUAUGCGCACGGGCCCUCGGUGCGUAAGCUCUCCAAGAUCGCCACUCUCCUGCUAGCCAGAAACUACAUCCUGAUGCUCACCAGCUCCCUGGAGGAAAUGAAGAGGUUGGUUGGCGAGAUCUAUGGGGGCCACCACUCGGCUUUCCAUUGUGGGACGGUGGGGCACUCAGCGGGCCAUCCGGCGCACGCGGCCAACACCGUGCACCCAGUGCACCCCAUCCUGGGCGGUGCGCUCUCAUCCGGCAACGCCUCGUCGCCGCUGUCCGCGGCCUCGCUGCCCGCGAUCGGCACCAUUCGGCCUCCCCAUUCGCUGCUCAAGGCGCCCUCCACGCCGCCCGCGCUGCAGCUGGGCAGCAGCUUCCAGCACUGGGCCGGGCUGCCCUGCCCCUGCACCAUCUGCCAGAUGCCGCCACCUCCGCAUCUGUCCGCCCUCUCCACAGCCAACAUGGCCCGGCUGUCUGCCGAGUCCAAGGACUUGCUCAAGUGAGCAGCGGGCCCGCCUGGCUGCGGAGGAUAAGGGAGAGAGGCGGGAGGGGCCGCGGGGCCGGGCCGGGAAGGAAGAGCGAGGCUGGGCGCAGGGCCUGCGGGAGGUUGGGCGCGGGGGUCGGUGGCCUCCCAUGCCAUCUGAGAGAUCUCAGAUUCUACUUGACCCCCGGGAGGGAAAGGACCAAAAUCAAACUGCAGUUUCUCCGUGGUAGCGAGGAGACUCGAACCAGACAUCGUGUUUUGCAUGCAUGCUUUUUUCCCAUGCCGCGCCAGUAUUUCUCACUGCCAUAUGCUGUUGUCAAAACUGCAUUCGUUGUAUAAAGGUGGAAUCAGUGUAGUUAAAAACUUGCGAAGGAACUUUGAGUUGGCUUUCUCCGGUUCUGUGUUCUCAACUUGGGAAAAGAUGGGCAUCCCUUUUGUGCAAAACAAAUGUAAAUAUUUAUGGAGAUGAAUGCAAGUAUGAUUGUCUCUGUCUUCCACAUAGUUUUUCUAGAGACAAUGGAGAGAGAGAGAGAGAUGAGAAUUUGAGAAUUUCAACUCCAGUCCAGGGCAUGACACCUCCUAUGUGGGUUUUCCUUUCCACGCAGUAUAGGUCAAAAGAAUGCAUGCGCGCUUCUAAAUGAAUCUUGUGUAAACAUGUUGUACAGGCCGAGGUGCCAUUUUCCUUGUAACAAGGAUUUAUUAGUGAAUUCUCCCAAGUACUCCAUAUGUCUGUCUGUGGUUGUAUGAAAUGAGAAGGGGGGCAGAGUGCAAAGAUGCACACCCACGCACACGCGCUUCUUCCCUACCCUAUGCCCUUUAGACUUCAUUCCAAACCUUCCUGGCUGUGCUAGGGGCCGGAAUUGCAAAAGCUUGAGCUCCCUGUAGUAGCCUGCCCCACCCCCCUUGCUCAGUUACUCUGCAUGCGGGGUUGGCUCUCUCUAUUAUCAGCUUUGAAAACUUAUCGUGGUUUGGGGAGGAGUUGCCGUUUUUAUUUUCCUGAACAUUUGCGUGAAAUAUUUUGUUAGGGCUUCAAAGACAAUACCUGUCUUUAUUUUUUAUAUAUUCUUGAUAACUAUGAUAUAUUUAUUAAUAACCAGUGUUUCUGGAUGAUAUUUCAAAUAAAAAAGAACCUUUAAA